Messenger RNA from Solea solea (common sole), 1996 nucleotides. RefSeq names its product glucose-induced degradation protein 8-B homolog. The record is from RefSeq and is a predicted model, not a curated record. Gene Ontology annotation, molecular function: protein binding. The transcript is spliced from 5 exons. NCBI's taxonomy places the organism in Eukaryota, Metazoa, Chordata, Actinopteri, Pleuronectiformes, Soleidae. Gene Ontology annotation, cellular component: nucleus; cytoplasm. Bases 98 to 784 code for a protein of 228 amino acids. Gene Ontology annotation, biological process: proteasome-mediated ubiquitin-dependent protein catabolic process; positive regulation of canonical Wnt signaling pathway.
GGGGGGGGCACAACUCCGGAAACAGUCAGCGGAAACGGCAGCUCCGCUAGCUAGCUAGCUACUGCAGGGAAGUAGCGACACAAUUGUCAGGAUCACAAUGAGUUAUGCAGAGAAGCCAGAGGAUGUAACAAGAGAAGAGUGGAUGGAAAAACUUAACAAUGUCCAUAUUCAGAGAGCCGACAUGAACAGGCUCAUUAUGAACUACUUGGUGACAGAGGGCUUCAAAGAGGCCGCAGAGAAGUUCAGGAUGGAGUCUGGGAUUGAGCCUAGUGUGGAUCUGGAUUCUUUGGAUGAAAGGAUCAAAAUCAGGGAGAUGAUCCUGAAGGGACAGAUCCAGGACGCCAUCGCACUGGUCAACAGUCUGCACCCAGAACUGCUAGACACCAACCGUUACCUCUACUUUCACCUACAGCAGCAGCAUCUGAUCGAGCUGAUUCGUUUGCGGGAGACUGAAGCCGCUCUGGAGUUUGCUCAGUCUCAGUUAGCGGAGCAGGGUGAAGAGAGUCGAGAAUGUCUGACUGAGAUGGAGCGGACGCUGGCCCUGCUGGCCUUCGACAACCCUGAGGAGUCGCCGUUCGGAGACCUGCUCAACAUGAUGCAGAGGCAAAAGGUGUGGAGUGAAGUGAAUCAGUGUGUCCUUGACUACGAAAACAGAGAGUCGACGCCGAAACUGGCCAAGCUCCUGAAACUGCUGCUGUGGGCUCAAAAUGAACUUGACCAGAAGAAAGUGAAGUAUCCAAAAAUGACAGACCUCAGCAAGGGAACGAUUGAAGACCCCAAAUAAGGACGUGCAGUGAAAAAAAACCACACAAUCAUAUUUGAAGACGGACACAUUUCCUUUAUCUAUUUAUACACUAACAACAAAGUGACUCAUAUAGAGGACAACCUUUUCUUUUUGUAAGGGAGGCUUUUUGAUACUUCAGUAACUUAGACAAACUGGUCCAGUGGAUUUUUAAAAUGACAUGCAUACCUUUUUUUUAAUUGGUGUUAUAAAUAGGGCUGCAACGAUUGUUUGAUUAUGAAUCGAUAACUAAUUGUACUUUCAACUAUUUUGGUCAUCGAUUUAUUGGUUUGAGUGGUUUUUGGUUCAGUCAUUAAAACAAGUUCUCUGAUUCUUCAGCUUGUUAAAUGUGAAUAUUUUCUGGUUUGUUUGCGCCAUAUAACAAAGAAAUCAUUAAUAUAUUCAUUUUGGUUUGUUGACAAAACAAGACAUUUGAGAACAUCAUUUGUUGAUGAGUUUUGGGGAAACACUGAUCAACGUUUUCUAACGUUUUAUGGACGGACAGAUGAAUCGAUAACAAAAAUAAUCAUGAGUUGCAGCCCUAAUUAUAAGUCAUGUUUGUUUAAUGCCUUGUUCAAAGCUGUUUUUUCAGCCCAAUAAAUUGGUUGUUUUGUGACCAAGUCCCUAAUCCAAGGAUGGAGACGGAGGAGACAGAGGAGACCCCGAUCUCAUUCAACAUGCUGAGUCUGUGUCGACUGUAGCCGGUCAGAGACCAGGACAGGUCGUGUCGUGUGUAAGUCAGUGACGCUAGUUUUUUCUGUCUUCUGGCAGGGAAAGUUGUAACAGGGUGUGAAUAAAGCCUAAAUUAGGCGUCACUUUCUAUGUGUGUGACUGCUGAGACGGGGAUAAAGGGACGACUCGGUGUACACGGACUCUUUCCCUCACUAAAAACAUACAUUUCAGACUGUGAUCUGUGUGACAGACGUUCAAAGAAUUCUAGUUUGGAUGCUUCAAACUACCAUGACAUUGAAAUGUAUUCAUGACACAAAGUUGCAAACAACAAAAGAAGAGAAAAGUUCAUGUAAACAUCACAAUGCCAUAAACAGUACAGUGCAACCCUGGCUUUCAUAUUGUAAAAUAGCACAGGUGAUUAAAGAUGUGACAUGGCUACAUUAUUUACAUGUAUGGAAUACGUUUGCAAAGGUUUAUGUGCUUCUUUUUUUUCUCGCUUGUAUAUUAUUUUGCAAUAAAAGUGAAUUUUUAAGUUGGAAAAGA